ACUAACUUCACACCCGAUCUCCCAUCAGAAACUGCGGAAAGACUCAAGCUGGUCAGGAAGCCCUACUGAAGUUUUGGAAAGGAGACGUGAUCCUAAUGAGGAUCCGUAAGACUUCUAAGGUUCCAGUAGUAACACCUCGCCUCCGGGGCAGAGACGGAUUUGGCAGGCAGAAACCCUCAGGGAAGCUGGGGGCGGAACAAAGGAAAUGACGUUGUAGGAGCGCCAGCGGGGCGGGGCGAGGUCCCCGGGUAAGGCUAACGGCUUCCGGUAGCGGAGUCAGGAGGGGCGGGGGAGCGGGGCCGGCGGCGAGUCUGAAAUCUGUGAUUCCAGGCCGACCCGCGACCUCGCACCCUCCCAGCCGCCCCGAGAUGAUGGGCUGUGGGGAGCCAGAGCUGGAGUCCGCGGCAGUCCCGGGGCCGCCCCCAGAGCCCCCAGCCCCGGAGCCCCGAGCCCCAGUGCCCGAGCCCGGCCUGGACCUGAGUCUGAGCCCGCUGCCCGAGAGCUCGGAGCCGCGGGACGGCAGCCCGGGGCGGCGGUCUUCCGGAACCUGGUGAGCCUGCAGGUGCCCGAGGAGCAGGUUCUGAACGCCGCGCUGCGGGAGAGGCUGCCGCCGCAGGCCCGAGCCCCGCCCCCGAAGGAGCCACCUGGACCAGGGCCGGACAUGACCGUGUUGUGCGACCCAGACUCGUUGUGCUAUGAAUCGCCACAUCUGACCGUGGAUGGGCUGCCCCCUCUCCGCCUUCAAGCCCGGACCCGUCCCCCGGAGGACACCUUCCUCAUGCACCGGACACUGAGGCGGUGGGAGGCUUAGAUGCCAAAGCUCCCUCGAUCGCUGGUUCUUAUUUUUGUGCGUAAAAACUUUUUCGGAAUAAAAUGAUUUUGCUAAUAGAGGA
This is a messenger RNA of Chinchilla lanigera (long-tailed chinchilla), 893 nucleotides long. It is a transcript of the gene Ppp1r35, whose product is annotated as protein phosphatase 1, regulatory subunit 35. Gene Ontology annotation, molecular function: phosphatase binding. Gene Ontology annotation, biological process: negative regulation of phosphatase activity. The record is from RefSeq and is a predicted model, not a curated record. Lineage: Eukaryota; Metazoa; Chordata; Mammalia; Rodentia; Chinchillidae.